GUGAUGUAGAAAGACACUAAAACAUUUAUUAUGUCAUUGCAAAUUAUGAAUGAUAGUUACCUACUGAUAAGACUCUGAGCAGCUAUCUUUUGUGAUAUGAACUACGAUAUUCUGGGAAAAUGUACUAUAUAUGUGUGUUGCUGAAUACUUUUUUUGGGAUUUUAAUAGCCGAUUCUGCAAGUAAUGGAAAUAUCGACAUUUCGAAUCAAAAGGUAACAAAGGAAAGUGUUCUCUUACCAUUUCCGACCGAUAGUUCAAAAUAUGUGAUUUUGAACGUGACUGCGAAACCGGGAAAAAUCGCGGCCGUAGAAGUAGAUGACCUCCUUCAUGGAGGUUUAUAUGCUAAUAUUUCCCAUCAUACAGAAAUGCAGAAACCAGCCUUGGUAAUCAAUGUGAUUGAAGAAAAAAAUAGUGAAAAAUUAAGUGAUAUUAAAUGGGACACUGAAUUAAUAGAGGAUGGUACCAAUACAGAAGACAAACGUGUCAGAUACGUCGUACAUACUUCCAGUAAAACCCAUAAUCUAGUCAGUCACCAAUUACCUUUAGCAUUAACAAUAUCGGCAGUUGUCAUAGUAAUUAUUACCGGAAGUGUUGCUUAUUUCACUUGGAGGAAAUUUGAAUAUCGAUGUCGACGAAGAGAAUUACUUAUCAAUCGAAUGGAUCCAGAUGAUAUGAGACAUUUUUCGAUAUAAUUUGAAAAUUUGUGGUAAAAAUCGCUGACGCACGCAGAUAUUUCGAAGAUUGGAGACGGGCACCUUAUGAUUGAUGUACAAGAAUAUAAAUUAUCUAAUAAAGCGUUAAUUUAU
Photinus pyralis (common eastern firefly) is the source of this 806-nucleotide messenger RNA. RefSeq lists its product as uncharacterized. The transcript has 5 exons. The record is from RefSeq and is a predicted model, not a curated record. NCBI's taxonomy places the organism in Eukaryota, Metazoa, Arthropoda, Insecta, Coleoptera, Lampyridae. The coding region runs from base 120 to 692 and encodes 190 amino acids.